AUGUCCAAGAUUUCCGUCGCCGCUGUGCGUCAGCACGUUACUGACCUUCUUGAGUACUCUAACGAGACCAAGAAGCGCAACUUCCUCGAGACCGUCGAGCUCCAGAUCGGCCUCAAGAACUAUGAUCCCCAGCGUGACAAGCGUUUCUCCGGCACCAUCCGCCUGCCCAGCAUCCCCCGCCCCAACAUGAGCAUCUGCAUUCUCGGUGACCAGCACGAUAUCGAUCGUGCCAAGCACGGCGGUGUCGACGCCAUGUCCGUCGAUGAUCUCAAGAAGCUCAACAAGAACAAGAAGCUCAUCAAGAAGCUUGCUCGCAAGUACGAUGCCUUCGUCGCCUCCGAGGCCCUCAUCAAGCAGAUUCCCCGUCUCCUUGGUCCCGGUCUUUCCAAGGCUGGCAAGUUCCCCACCCCUGUCUCCCACUCCGACGACCUUACCGGCAAGCUCAACGAGGUCAAGUCCACCAUCAAGUUCCAGCUCAAGAAGGUUCUCUGCAUGGGUGUCGCCGUCGGCAACGUUGGCAUGACCCAGGAGCAGCUCGUUGGUAACAUCAUGUUGGCCAUCAACUACCUCGUCUCCCUCCUCAAGAAGGGCUGGCAGAACGUCGGUAGCCUUACCAUCAAGGCUACCAUGUCUCCCCCCAAGCGCCUCUACUAA
This is a messenger RNA of Sordaria macrospora k-hell, 654 nucleotides long. RefSeq names its product 60S ribosomal protein uL1. Gene Ontology annotation, biological process: translation; maturation of LSU-rRNA. Gene Ontology annotation, molecular function: RNA binding; structural constituent of ribosome. The record is from RefSeq and is a predicted model, not a curated record. Lineage: Eukaryota; Fungi; Ascomycota; Sordariomycetes; Sordariales; Sordariaceae. Gene Ontology annotation, cellular component: cytosolic large ribosomal subunit.